UCCACGCUGCACGUCCCGUCCUCCGCCUGCACGCCAAUGGCGCCCUCACCGCCAAGCACCACAUGCCUUCACUGCCACCGUCCAUUCUUCCGACUUCUAGUCCUCGUGCUUGCAGGAAUCCGGCCCGCAUCGUCGCAGUUCAUCUUCACGCCGCCGACGGCCGGCGCGACCUUCGUUUGGGCGUCAACCCCGCCCCCGCCCCCGCCGCCAGUUGCCGGAGGACUUGGCAGCGGGACCUUCAACAUUGCCACCUCGAUCCUCUUUGUAGGCGUGAUCGUGGCGCUCUUCUUGGUCGGCUUCUUCUCCGCGUACCUCCGCCGCUGUGCGGACGCCGCCACGGGCGCGCGCCGAGGUGGGGCCGCCGCGAACGCCAACGCAGCCGUCGCGGCCGCUGCGGCGGCCGCAUUCUCGUCCGCGGUUAGCCGUAGCAGGAGGCGUCCCGGGCUCGACGUCGCCGCGAUGGAGGCGCUGCCGGUGCUGACGUACGCGAGGGCGAGGGCGGUCAAGGCCGGCCGCGGGGCUCUGGAGUGCGCGGUGUGCCUCGCCGAGUUCGCCGACGACGGGGAGAAGCUCCGUCUCCUCCCCGGGUGCUGCCAUGUCUUCCACGCGGCGUGCAUCGACGUGUGGCUCGCGGCGCACGUCACCUGCCCAGUCUGCCGAGCCGACUUGGCCGACCCGGCCGUCGCCGCCGCCGGCCACGUCCUAGCGGCUGACCUCGCUGCCCAGGUAGAAACGUCCAACGACACGGUGAUCAACGUCGAGACUCCCGAUCCAGCACCAGUUGAAGAUGCCGCGUCUGAUCAGCAGCAGGCAGAGACGGCGGAGGAGCGCGUGGAUAGGUUCACGCUGCGGCUGCCGGAGAGGCUGAGGAGGGAGAUCGAGGAGGCGAAGCGGCUCCGCAGAGCGAUGAGCGCGGUGACCGCCGCGGCAGCGGCGAGCACAUCAAGCGAGCGGUGGGUGCCGUCGGCGUUACGGACAAUGUCGGCAGCGCGUCCUAGCGGUCGAUGGUCGGCGCUGUUCCGCGCGUUGUCGGGACCACACCGAAGCGAGCUGGGCGGCAGCAGUCGGAGGGUGGCGCCGCUGCAAACUCGCGCCGCCAGCGAUGACGCGGUGGAGGUGGUGGUGGUGCAGGACGACGCCGGGCAAGCGGAGAAAUACUAUGCGCACAGCCUCACGUUCGCCGGGUUCGUCAUUGACGGUGACGUCGCAGCUGGCGACUGGAACCCGGAGGUCUUCCAGAUCUCUUCUGCCGUCCCGGUGGCGGCGACGUCGAUCGCAGCGGUGAAGCCAAGGGAACACAUUUAGUUGAUUUUUGU
Molecule: messenger RNA, 1316 nt
Organism: Triticum aestivum (bread wheat)
Lineage: Eukaryota; Viridiplantae; Streptophyta; Magnoliopsida; Poales; Poaceae
Product: E3 ubiquitin-protein ligase Os03g0188200-like
Exons: 1
Coding region: 37-1305 (422 amino acids)
Source: RefSeq, a predicted model, not a curated record